Messenger RNA from Xenia sp. Carnegie-2017, 552 nucleotides. RefSeq lists its product as uncharacterized. NCBI's taxonomy places the organism in Eukaryota, Metazoa, Cnidaria, Anthozoa, Malacalcyonacea, Xeniidae. The coding region runs from base 43 to 552 and encodes 169 amino acids. The transcript is spliced from 3 exons. The record is from RefSeq and is a predicted model, not a curated record.
CUUGGACGUCCAUACAGUCGAGUAAAUUUGUACAUUUGCAAAAUGCUUGAUUUUGAAGUAGCCAAUGAUUUGACUGAAGACCUCAAGGAAACGGUUGUUCCAGAUACUGCUGAUGUUUUUGAAGAUAAUUCUGUGCAAGAAAAUUCUUCACAAAUUAUAUGUGAACUGGGAAAUUCUCAACAAGUCAAUGCAACACCAGAUAAUUUUGUGGAAGUUAAUCAUGCUCAUACCAAUGCUGUUCCAGCUAGUCUUGCAAAAGCUAGUCUAGUGGAGGCCAGCCAUGUUCAAACAAAUCCUGUUCCAAGCAAUGUUGUUAAUGUUGAUAAUAGUUGUGUGGAAGCUGUUUCCUUUCAGGUUGAUUCAUUUUCAGUUGAGCAAAUCAUUAUGGAACCAGGUGAAAUGCCUGCUCAAAUUUUUCAGGAUGCAGAUGUAACUGAAUCCCUACUAGAUAUUAUUGAACCAGAGCCAAAUCUUGUACAACCAGCUCAAGUUAAUUUACCCGAGGAACAAUUGCAUGUGCUAGAUCUGCUAAUCCAUCGCACAACCCUUUGA